Molecule: messenger RNA, 4032 nt
Organism: Limanda limanda (common dab)
Lineage: Eukaryota; Metazoa; Chordata; Actinopteri; Pleuronectiformes; Pleuronectidae
Gene: b3gnt2b
Product: UDP-GlcNAc:betaGal beta-1,3-N-acetylglucosaminyltransferase 2b
Exons: 2
Coding region: 148-1341 (397 amino acids)
Cellular component (GO): membrane
Molecular function (GO): hexosyltransferase activity
Source: RefSeq, a predicted model, not a curated record
CCCCCCCCCUUCUCUCCCUUUCCUCACCGGCUCCUGUUCCCCAGAGGGCAGAGCUAAGUAUGGGGUAAAAGAGCCGAGAGGAGACGCAGAGACCAGAGAAGCUGAGGAGGCGCCGCUCAGCUGCACAGGUGGGUGCAGGACCCUGUCAUGGCGGUGCAGCGGAGGAGGCUGAAGCUCGUGGUGACGGUGAUGAUGAUCAACCUCUUCAUCUUCAUCCUCAUCUUCCGACAGAGCGGUCAGGACAAGAGCGGGCUCCACAAGGUGCACAUCCCCUCCGAGCCCUUCUGGAGCAAGCUGGCCCCGGUGCCGGCCUACUGGAACCGCCAGCAGCAGAUCCUGGACUUCCAGAACAAUCCCAUCCUGGCGUCCAACUACAACGCCUCGGAGCUUCCUGAUUGGCUCACGGAGACCAGCCUCUCCACGGACCCCUGCCAGCAGAACCUCAGGGUGACCACCCAGGUGAAGGACUACAACUCCCUCCCGGAGCGCUUCAAGGACCUGCUGCUCUACAUGCACUGCCGCUCCUACCCCAUGAUGGUGGACCAGCCUCAGAUCUGCGAGCAGCCGCCGUUCCUGCUCCUCGCUAUAAAGUCCCAGGUGUCGCACUUUGACCGACGCCAGGCCAUCCGUCAGUCCUGGGGGCGGGCCGGCGUGGUGUCCAAUCAGACGGUGGCGGUGGUCUUCCUUCUGGGCAACGCCACGGCCUGGGACCACCACCCGGAUCUGUCCAGCAGCCUGCGGGACGAGAGCCUGCGCCACCGGGACAUCAUCCAGUGGGAUUACCGGGACUCCUUCUUUAAUUUAACCGUCAAGGAGGUUCUGUUCCUGGAGUGGAUCCAGAUCCGCUGCUCGUCCGCUCGCUUCAUCUUCAAAGGGGACGACGACGUCUUCGUCAACACGUACCGGGUCCUGGACUUCCUCAAGGGCCUCUCGAAGCCCAAGGCCAGGGACCUGUUUGUGGGGGAUGUGAUCACUGAGGCGGGGCCACACAGAGACAAGAAGGUCAAAUACUUCAUCCCAGAGAGCAUGUACGUGGGGAAGUACCCCCCGUACGCAGGAGGGGGCGGGUACCUCUACUCCGGGGACGUGGCGGCCCGGCUGCACACGGUGUCGCACCGGGUUCCGCUCUACCCCAUCGACGACGUCUACACGGGCAUGUGUCUUAAAAAACUGGGGCUGGGCCCCGAGAAGCACAAAGGCUUCAGGACCUUUGACAUAGAAGAGAAGUACCGGGCGAACCCGUGUGCCUAUAAGAGUCUGAUCCUGGUUCACCCCAGGACGCCGCAGCAGAUGAUCCAGAUCUGGACCUGGCUCAGCAGCCCGGACCUGAACUGCCAGUGACCUCGACGGCCCCGGAGGAGAAGUGAUAGAUAUUUGAUCUUGAACAGGGUCCCGGACUCAAAGUUGGCAGCUUUAAGUUAAGAUAUCCUUGUUCUGGUCUCUGGAGCCUCGGACGUAUCGCUGCCUCCGGUUCUCAGAACGACCACCGUAGUAUUCUGGCUUGAUGUCGAACUUCCUGCUUUGUCGCGUCGAACGAGCUUUACCCCAAAGCGACCGUGUCUGUCUUUGCGUGCACAUAUUUAUAUUUCACAACUAUUUAUAUGGCCUUUAAAAAAAAUGCUUUAACACUGUGUCGGAGCGUCCCAAUGCUGUAUUAUUAUAUAAACGUGGAGACUGAAACCCGGGAUGUGUCCGCCUGGGAUUCUCUGUUCUCUGAGAAAUCUGAAAAGUGUGUGUCUGAAAAGAGUGAGAGGUGAAAACCAAUGGUCCCCGUGCGCGGCCGUUUCUUGCUGCUCGAGCUUUAAAAGGAGCUUCCUGGUGAACAUCCUGCUAAUUGUUGCUGGAGGCUUAGUUUGUGCUGCUAUUCCCAUCCACACUCCCAAAGUAUUCACUCGUGACUUGUCCCACUAAGGAAACUCUCUCUUUUUAUUGUCCCUUUGCUAAUUUACAAAACAUUCAGUUUCUCACAGACCUUCUCUCUGAUUCCUCUAAAUCGGUGCUCACGCUCUCUUAGCUUUUCCUCUUUUUUUUUUAAAGUUGUAUAGUGUAAAAAGUUCAAAUCCUUCCGUAGUUUGGAGAAGGGGGAGUCUGGUGGAGGGAACACGUGUUGUCGGGACAUGAGGGGACAGGAGUCCAGCUCCGUGCAGCUCAGCAGGUCUGGGCCCGACAUGGACGGAGAAAUCUAAAUGCUGUUGACCUUCGGCUUCAGGUUCUCACUUUACACAGAAUGAAUGAAAAACAGACCAAAAUAAGAAGAAGACUCUUUUAAAACCCAAAGUGCAUUUUCAGUGAGACGUGAAAACCUUUCUGUCUCGACUCGUGUUGAAUGUUGUUGAAUGUCGAGACGUCGGAGAGUGAAAAAUGUUUUAAACAUCAAAUCGACGUUAUGAGACACAUCGACCCUGAUCCUUAAAAAGGCUUCAUCUCAUAAGUUUGUGUCAGUUCCCUGUUUUGGAGGAAACGAUUUCGAUUACACCCUUUUAAAAAAAUUUUAUCAUGAGAAACUCUGGUCUCAGACGUGUUCAGUGAUUUGUUCGACCUUCUCUCCAGGAACCUGUUUGUUGGAAUGAAAGCUUUACUUGAAUGUCACUGCUCGGAUCCACGAUGUUUGUCUUCACUCGCUGUCUUUUAUUGUCUCAAGGAGAAUCGUGUCCUGUUCCUCUUACAGCUGAGACACAGACGCACGAUUGUGAUGAUUGAUUCAACGCCCUCUCUGAACGUCCGUCUUUACGCUGGUUGAAGCUCUGAUUCUCUCCAGGAUGUCAACACUUAUAAUAAGUGGCAUAAAUGUUGGUUUGAGUCUCGUGUUCAGGUGGAACCUGGUUGUUAGAACGUCUGACGUGAGAGAGAGAGAGGAUGUGGACUCACGCCUCUGUUAGAGCUCCCCCUGCUGGUUAAAGCCUCCUACACCUUGACUGAAGACUGUAAUACAACACUUAAUUUAUUGUGUCCUGUUUGUGUGAGCGUUUGUUUUGUGGUGACCUGUGUUGGUGUGAGAGUUGAGAGACAAAUGUAAAUUAUGACAAUCACAGUGUUGCUCUGAAAGGUUUUGUUUUUUUUAUACGUGUUUAUUCUGCGAUAACCAACUUUACUAGACACUAUUUUAGCUUUGUGUGGAAAUCUGUUGUCUCCAUGUAGGAUAAAAACAAACACUGAAAAAAUAGGAGACAAUAAAAAGAGCCGGGAACCGAGUGGAGCUCGUUCAUUUACUCAAAUUUAAAAUCCAUUCGUGGCCUGUUUGCUGGUCGUCGCUGCAGCUUCUCACCAACAGUCAGGGACGUUAAAUCCUCGCUGCCCACAGCUUUUAGCUACGUGAAAUGUUUACAUGUUAUUAAAAGUCCUCAUCAUUUAUUUUUAUAAUUUCUACUUCUGUCCGAUGAUUGGCCUGUUUGUGUGUUUUCAUUUCUCCACGCACGUGUGAAAUGUCUUUGUGGAUUUUACUGCCGGGUGUUUUUUCUUUAAGAACCUUUUCUCGUCUCUAUAAACCGUCAGUGUUUCUCUGGGCUCGUCUCCCAGGAUGUGUCGUUCUCAGCGGGUACACAAACAAAAACAAUGUGUACAUCAACACAACAAGGCAAAAUUUACAGUACAAACGAAAAGACUAUAAUGAAACAAUAUGAUUGAAGAGUAAUUAUGUGAUAAAGAUUCAGACUGAACGUUCAGGAACUUUCAACAAACAACUUGAUGCUCACAGGAUCAAAUGUUGUUUUUGACCCACAAAGAAAGUUUCCACAUUGGGAAUCUUUCACUUUCCUUAUCAUUCAUUUCUAAUAUUUGCUGCAUUAACCCCGUGGUCACGUGUAAUUCCUGAAACCUGUGGUUAGUGUUGCACCGGUCAGAGAUAAAAAACCAAAUCUGUGCCUGAUGUUUGUACGUACUGUAUGUAGAAGAGUUUCCUUCAGCCAUGCUAAGCGUGAUCGCUUUUUUUUAUUACCUAGAAAGACUUGAUUGUUUGAAUAAAGUUAUAUUUUGCUGUUUUUGUAUAUACUGUUCUAUGCAUUUUUAUUGUAAUACAAAUAAAUUAUGUGACAU